This is a messenger RNA of Lactuca virosa, 555 nucleotides long. The record is from the annotation of a GenBank genome assembly. NCBI's taxonomy places the organism in Eukaryota, Viridiplantae, Streptophyta, Magnoliopsida, Asterales, Asteraceae.
AUGCACUGGGCUUGUUCAAAGCUCACAGUAUCAUCAGUUGUUCCUGAUGCUACUCUCCUUGAAAUUUUACUUGAUAAGUUAAAAUUGUGCAGAAGCAUUUCUUAUGCUGCAGUUGCUGCUCAUGCAGAUCAGACUAGCAGGAGGAAAUUAGCUGCUAUGCUUGUUGAACAUGAACCUUUCUCCUCAAAGCAGGUUCCUCUGUUACUAGGCAUUGGGGAAGAAGAUACAACCCUGACUAAGGCAACUGAAAGUGGCGAUACUGAUCUUGUUUAUCUUGUUCUCUUUCAUAUAUGGCAGAAGAGACCAACAUUGGAAUUAUUUGGAAUGAUACAAGCUAGACCUAUUGCACGCGAUCUAUUCAUACGUUAUGCAAGGUGCUAUAAGCAUGAGUUUCUCAAGGAUUUCUUUCUUUCUACUGGUCAACUUCAUGAUGUUGCCUACUUGUUGUGGAAAGAAUCAUGGGAAUUAGCAAAGAAUCCAAUGGCAACUAGAGGAUCUCCACUUCAUACUCCACGUAUAAAACUCAUUGAAAAAGCUCAAAAAUCUUUUUGCUGA